AUGGCCAAAGAAGACUUUGUUGAAGAAAUCCUUACAGAUUCAACAUCAACAAAACAACAACCAAAUUUAAAACCAUGGUCAUUAUUACAAAAAUAUUCCAAAAAAUUAGAUUCUUUAGGUGUUGAAACUAGAGGUAUUGAACGUAUUCAACCAUGGGAAAGAUCAACAAAUAAAUGGACUCAAUUCAUAUCAGUCAUUGGAUUUUGGUUUAGUGCUGCAGGUGGUCUUUCAUCAAUGUCAACAUUUAUACUAAGUGCUACAUUAUUUGAAUUAAAUUUUAAACAAGCUUUAACAAGUGGUAUGAUUGCCCAAUUAUUAGGUUGUGCAAUUGCAGGUUAUUGUGCUACUAUGGGUCCAAGAUCCGGUUGUAGACAAAUGGUUACAGCUCGUUAUCUUUUCGGAUGGUGGUUUGUUAAAUUUGUUGCAUUGAUUGGAUGUCUUGGUGUUGUUGGUUGGUCAAUUGUUAAUUGUGUUGUUGGUGGACAAAUUUUAGCAAGUGUAUCAAAUGAUAAAGUUCCUUUAUAUAUUGGGAUUGUUAUAGUGGCUAUCCUGAGUUUUAUGGUUGCAAUUUUUGGUAUUAAACAAUUAUUAAGAGUGGAAAAAUUUAUUGCUAUACCUGUUACAAUUGCAUUUGUAUUAUUAUACAUUUCAUCAUCAAAUAAAUUCCAUCUUUUACAAACAUUUGAUAAUUCAGAAAUUGCUUCACAAACUUUAAAGGGUAAUUAUUUAUCAUUUUUUUCAUUAGCUUAUGCUGUCACGGGGACAUGGGGUACUAUUACAUCAGAUUAUUAUAUUUUAUUCCCAGAAACAACACCAUCAUAUCAAGUUUUCCUAUUGACAUUCUUGGGUAUUGGUAUUCCAACUACAUUUGUUGGUAUUUUGGGGACAUGUUUAAGUGUUUUAGCAAUGGUUGAACCAGGUUUUGAAACUGCAUAUGAAGAUCAUGGUAUGGGUGGUCUUUUACAUCAAGGUUUUAGUCGUUGGAAUGGAUUUGGUAAAUUUUGUACAAUAAUUUUAUUAUUAUCAUUAAUUGCAAAUAAUAUUAUAAAUACUUAUUCUGCUGCAUUUUCAUUACAAUUAACUGCAGUUUGGUUUGCUAAAAUUCCAAGAUGGUUAUGGGCUAUUAUUAUAACUGCAGUUUAUUUAGUUUGUGCACUUGUGGGGAGAGAUCAUUUUAGUACUAUUUUGGGGAAUUUCUUACCAAUGAUUGGUUAUUGGAUUUCAAUGUAUUUUAUAAUGUUAUUAGAAGAGAACACAAUUUUUAGAAAAUUUUUUUUACAUUUAUAUAUAAAAGAAUUUCCUGUUAAUGAAGAAGAAAAAAUUGCAAAUUCAAGUCAUAAUGUUGAAAAAGUUCCACUUGGUUUAAGAUCUCGUAAACAAAAUUAUAAUUGGGAUGCAUGGAAUAAUUAUGGUGUUUUAACACAUGGGUAUGCUGCAUUUAUAGCAUUUUUAUGUGGUGUUGUUGGUGCAGUUCUUGGUAUGGCUCAAGCUUAUUAUAUUGGAGUUAUUGCUAGAAAUUUUGGUGAAUUUGGUGGUGAUUUAGCAAUGUGGUUAACUAUGGGGAUUUCAGGGAUUGUUUAUCCACCUUUAAGAUAUUUAGAAUUAAAGAAAUGUGGUCGUUAA
Hansenula ciferrii is the source of this 1623-nucleotide messenger RNA. RefSeq names its product Tpn1p (gene TPN1). The coding region runs from base 1 to 1623 and encodes 540 amino acids. Gene Ontology annotation, biological process: transmembrane transport. NCBI's taxonomy places the organism in Eukaryota, Fungi, Ascomycota, Saccharomycetes, Phaffomycetales, Wickerhamomycetaceae. Gene Ontology annotation, molecular function: transmembrane transporter activity. Gene Ontology annotation, cellular component: fungal-type vacuole membrane; plasma membrane. The transcript has a single exon. The record is from RefSeq and is a predicted model, not a curated record.